GGAGACGUCAUUGCAGGGUUGUUUGUGCAACCUCGGCUGAGGCAGUGACCCACAGUGAUUCGACCGCCGCGCCGGGGGGUGGGGGGGCUGCGCGGGACUCCUUUUUUUCAGACUGACCGUGGGGCAGCUGGGGAGCAUGUCGACCCCGGCCCGGAGGAGACUUAUGCGGGAUUUCAAGCGAUUGCAAGAGGACCCACCUGUGGGUGUCAGUGGCGCACCAUCUGAAAACAACAUCAUGCAGUGGAAUGCAGUUAUAUUUGGACCAGAAGGGACACCCUUUGAAGAUGGUACUUUUAAACUAGUAAUAGAAUUUUCUGAAGAAUAUCCAAAUAAACCGCCAACUGUUAGGUUUUUAUCCAAAAUGUUUCAUCCAAAUGUGUAUGCUGAUGGUAGCAUAUGUUUAGAUAUCCUUCAGAAUAGAUGGAGUCCAACAUACGAUGUAUCUUCUAUCUUAACAUCAAUUCAGUCUCUGCUGGAUGAACCAAAUCCAAAUAGUCCAGCCAAUAGCCAGGCAGCACAGCUUUAUCAGGAAAACAAACGAGAAUAUGAGAAAAGAGUUUCGGCCAUUGUUGAACAAAGCUGGAAUGAUUCAUAAUAGACAACUGGUCUGUUAAUCUUUUUCAUCAUUGUUGUGUAUAAUUUACCUCUCAGUAGAAAGGCUAACAAAUUUUAAGUGCCACAGGUUUUAAGGAUUCUGCAGAAAAAAAAACCUUCGGUUUAGAACCUACAAAAGCUUGUGUAUCUUGAUUAAUGUACUUUUUAUUGCAUGGUGUGAACUAAGUUAUUGCUUACAUAAAUUUGUAAUAUAUCCUGUUUGUAUUUUUUUCCAAGUGUAUAACGUUGGUGUGGAGUUUUCAUGACAGAAUAUACACAUUUUGUAAAUCUGUACUUUUUUCAAAUAUUGAAUGCCUUAUUUUUGAAUUCUUUAGAUUUUUAAAUUGGAGAAAAGCACUUAAAGUUUUUUAUAUAUGAAUAUUACAUGUAAAGCUGUUAAAAUACAUAACUUCAGUGCAAGAGACUUUGUCACUUAUUUCCUUAUCUGAGUAGGAGGGGUUAAUAAGUCUCUAGCUCUCCAUCAAUUGAUAGUUUCAUUUCUAAUUUCAAAAGAACAGAUUUAUAUUUUAUCAAGAAAUUCUUCAAAUUUGAUUCUAAACACCAAUUAUAAUCUCAAACUUUAUUUUGAAUGUACCUAUAUUAUUUUCAGUUGAGCAAUUAUAGACAUAACUGGUUUGAUUCUGUCCAACUCUGUAUUUAGGCCACUUGUUACUGUUUCUUCAUGCACUACUUACUGUUAAACUCUACCUUUUGGGAUUUCACAAUUUGCACCUCCACCACGAGGAAUUGGCACCUCUACCAUGAGCAGAGAGCUGAUGCAACUUAUUUUGCUGCUUGAUAGCACUUUAAAAGAUUUUUGAUGAUGAAAAAAAGUAAACUGUCAACAUUUACCAAAAACUCAUGCCCCACUAUUAACAAUAAAUAAGAACUUGUUGCAUUGGUUUGAACAAGGCAGAUAUUUGGAGGGAACCUUGGUGUAAUUUAAAUAUUUGAAAACUGCCUUUUAAUGCAAUUGCCUAUCUUUUUAUUCUGGAAAAAUGUUUUAACACCAGGGCCUGCUGAGUUGCUUUCUCUUGUGGAGAUUUUUUUUUUUUAAUCUCCUAAGUUGUAUAAAAUUUGUACUGCAUUUUCAUUUACUGGAUAAACAAAACACAAUAUUGAAGAAAGCUAAUAACAAAGCUAUCCUAUGCCUUCAAAUAGUAUAGAAAAUGGAAAAUAUACAAGUAAAUUCUGUUGAACCA
This is a messenger RNA of Delphinapterus leucas (beluga whale), 1796 nucleotides long. It is a transcript of the gene UBE2B, whose product is annotated as ubiquitin conjugating enzyme E2 B. Lineage: Eukaryota; Metazoa; Chordata; Mammalia; Artiodactyla; Monodontidae. The record is from RefSeq and is a predicted model, not a curated record.